CACACACACAGACCAUCGUCUAUCAUGCACCUAUCGCCUGCGGAACUUCAGCCUUUCUCGCGCCAAUCCAUACUUCCUCUUUCUCUUUCGACGCACUGACGGCUGCUCCUCAUGCCACAUUAGAUUUUUAUACCCGCCGUCUGCCCAUGAGCCAUACACUGCCUGACCAGCAGCACCAAAAGCAGCACUGUGGCUGAACACAUGGACCAGAACAGUCCCAUUCGGCACCAUUGAUGGUGUCUCGGUGGUCGAGGUUGUCGUGUUUGCGCCUCCCCCCGAUUUGAUUUCCUCCCCCUCGUUCUCUUGUUCCUCCUCAUCGGCAAUGUCUCUCUCGGUGGGUACGGGGCAGAGCCCAUAGGUCACCUCAGCGGCCCUGAAGUUGCCGCCAGCCUCCAUUAUUCUCGAUGACGAGUAGAGUCUGCACUCGAUGGUGAGCAGGCCGCUGUCUGGUGUGUGUUCGGGGUAGUCGAAGAAGACCUCAUAGCAGCGGACCGUCUUGCCCAGCAGCUGCUGCAUCCGGACCAUGCGCAUCCUGAGACACUCAGACAUAAAGAGACACACAGACAGGCCAUCCAAUUGGACAGAUCCAUGUCUCAUCCGUCGAAUCGACCACCUGCAGAGUAUGUCAGCAAUGGGGUCGUGUGUGUUCUUGACGUGUCUGUUCAUGGAGGCCACGUCGACGAGAUGCACG
Vitrella brassicaformis is the source of this 691-nucleotide messenger RNA. Lineage: Eukaryota; Vitrellaceae. The record is from the annotation of a GenBank genome assembly.